This is a messenger RNA of Anopheles funestus (African malaria mosquito), 2593 nucleotides long. RefSeq names its product nicastrin (gene Nct). The coding region runs from base 154 to 2313 and encodes 719 amino acids. Lineage: Eukaryota; Metazoa; Arthropoda; Insecta; Diptera; Culicidae. The record is from RefSeq and is a predicted model, not a curated record. Gene Ontology annotation, biological process: Notch receptor processing; protein processing. The transcript has 4 exons. Gene Ontology annotation, cellular component: membrane.
ACAUUUCGUCGGAAUGUAAACACAGCAAGAGCAAAAGAAAACAGCUCAUUCGCAUUAGUUAGAGGGUGUUGUGGUUCCUUUUUUCGAGUUCCGGUUGAUUGUGGUCAUAAAAGAAUUAUUGCGGACUACAUUAGUGAUUUUAACACGCACAGUAUGUUUCCAUUGCACACACCGAAUGGUGUGAAAUGGUGCAGUUGGCGAUUUGUCCCCUGUUUGCUUCUCUUCCUUCAGAUAAACCUAGGUGCAAAUGGACAGCGCAUGAAGGAUAACAUGUACACAUCGGUCAGUGGGGCACAUUGUUUUCGCCGACUAAACGGAACACACGUAACGGGUUGUAGCUCAAAAAAUGGUGGGUCGGUCGGAGUGUUGCAUUUAAUCAACAGCAAGGAAGACAUUGAUUUUAUCGUGCACAAGCAUCCAUCUCCGCCGUAUGCUCCGAUUAUACCGCCGGCACUUUAUACGCGUGAAAACAUUCUUCGGCUGCGAGAUGAAGCCGGCCCAUACGUUUCCGUGCUGAUAUUGAUGAACAAUGCCAGUGGGUUGGAACAGUUCAGUCAGGAAUCGCGGUGCCCCAACCAGUACAGUGGACUUUCGUCCGUACUAAAGCAGAUAGCAGACGAUCAGCGAUGUAGCGUCGAUCGGGCUGAGGACAGCUGGAACCCGUGGGGUAGUGGAUUGCUGCUGGAAGACUUUCCGUUUCCAAUCUUUUACGUUGCGGGUGUGUCGGAGAUGGAAAAAUUGCUCGAUUGCUACGAACGGUUUAACGCACACGAGCUCGACCAUCAGCAUCAGCGCAGCUUGUGUGCGAUUGAGGUGAAAGCGUUUAUGUCGGCAGCCGUCAGUACGGACAUUUGUAUACGGCGAUCCAACUCUUACAAUUCGCUCAUUCCAGCCACAAAGUACUGUGAUCCGCUGCAGGGGAAAAACGUGUAUGCCACGCUGUUUCCCAGACCGAUCGUACCGGAGGAGCAGCGCGUCGAAGGACCGGAACGGAUUGUGCUCGUUUCAACCCGCACCGAUACGACCACCAUGUUCGAUGGUGUCGGGCUGGGUGCAAUGGAUUCGGUCGUUCCUUUCGCCGUGCUAGUAUCGGUGGCCCAUUUUCUCUCGAAAGCCUUACCGAACAACGAUCGGAAUGUACUGUUUUUGUUCUUCAAUGGAGAAUCGUACGAUUACAUCGGUUCCCAGCGUUUCGUUUACGAUUUGCAAACCGGUGCAUUCCCGUCACGUGGCACGCAAACCAAACCCAUCACGAUGGACAACAUUGAGCUGAUGAUUGAUCUCGGAUCGCUGGACAACCUGACCGACCUGCAGGUCUAUCACGCAGCACCGCAGCCGAUGGCCACGAAGGUGGCCGAGUUGCUGCGCAAAAUUAAUCAAUCGCUCAAGUUCGGCAUUCAGUCAGGGCAGCCGAUUCUCACACAUAAUCUGCCGCCAGUUUCGGCUCAAUCAUUCCUGCGGGAAAACCUUACCUUCCCUGCUGUGGUAAUUGCCUCCAAGCCGGGCAAUCGGUUUUAUCACUCGAUUUAUGAUGACCAGGAGAAUCUGCACUAUCGCUACGGGAACCAUUCGCAGAAGUAUGACUUUACGCAGCUAGAAGAUCUUGAUCUUGGCGAUCGGAGCGAUCUGUAUGGGAAGGAUUCGAUCCAGAUGCGCAUACGGAACGCGUCCACAUUGAUCGGUAUGAGCAUCUACGAGCUGCUGGUAGGCAGAGCGUACGAUCAGCGCAAUGGCACCAACAGUGUGCUGAUAGACGAGUUCCUACACUGCUUCCUCGAAUCGGCCGACUGUCCGUUGUUCCGGGCGACGGUAAAACCGGAUACACCGCACGUCUAUCCAGCCCCUCCGUCCCGAUACAUUAGCGUGCACACAACGCUAACCGCGGAUGCAACCGGAUGGACGUACCGGGUGCUUGGUUUGCUGCUCGGCCAGAGAGUGGAGAACGUAACCAAGGCGGAUUGUGCGGCAAUGUACCUACCAUAUCAGUGGAUGGCCGGUUAUGACGGGACAGGUGAAUGUCGUAGAACAACGCAAAACAUGAGCUUGGCCCUUUCGCCUGCGUUCACGAACGAUACGUACGACUUUACCUCCUACCGUUACUCGACCUGGACCGAGUCGACGUGGUCGGAGAUGUCGGCGCGAAUAUUUCUACGACCCUCGCCAGCCCACGAGACGCUUACACUGUCGAUAGGCAUUGUGGUGAUGGUGAUUUCGUUCGUGUUGGUAUUUCUCAUCAACAGUCGCUCGGACGUACUGUUCAAUCAGGGUUCCACUUCGUCGAUACCCAUUGCCACACAGCCAACACAAUGUUGAAGCGGUCAUUCUAAUCCGAUUCCGGAUUCUGUUGGGCUUGAUGGUAUGAUCGAGCGGACAUGACCGAAUAUGCUGUAGUAGCACAUCAUCAUCGCCACAGCGGUAACAUUCUGUUGCCGUUGUUUCGUCCCAAAAACUAUCUUCGUCGUUGCCUGUCUCACCACCAACAACUGGGCAAUCGAACUAUUCCAUCAGACUUUAGCUUACUUAAACGAAUGAAACUAAUGAUAAUACUACCUAACGUAAAUAAUGUCGUAAUACAAUUGAUAUUUAUACCAUA